AAUUACAACAAAACCAAAUGAUCAUUCACCAUCUACUCUUGAAAGAAAGUGACAUGAUUCAAUUCCCAACCACGAAAGACCAACUUCUUCCUGUCAGAAUAACUGGUGACUUCUCUCCAGUGUGUGACACGAGACAAAUGAGCUCCUCAGCCAUGCUGGGCACCACUUCCAUGCAGAUGCAGGCUCCAUACAUGUUGCCUCAGCAGCCCAAGGGGUCAUGGGUCCACAGUCAUGCCCAGGUGUACUACCCACAGACAUGGACAAGGAGGACCCAAGGCUACCUAUCCCAUUCUGCCACCCAGACCCAACGGGUGUCUGCCCAGUACAUGCAGAGUGCGCUCCUCUGGCUGCCUCAACACCAGCUACACCAAGACCAGCGUGUGACACAGUGGAGGCCUGAGUCAAGCAGGAUGGCCUACCAGGCUAGGGUCCCCUGGUCCUACAGGCAACACCUCACAGGAGGGCCCAUGGAUGCUAGGAUGUACCCUAUCUUUUCCACAGAGCCCCAACAAGCCCCCACUGGCCUCCUCCCUCAGGCCGGAGACAGCAGCACUCACCUGGCCCCUCACCAUCAGCUUGGAGGUCCCUUCCAGGCAGGCUCCAACCACCCUCUGUUCGAGUUCCAGAGCUAUAGCCUCAGGACUGCAAGAGUCUCCCAGGCCUCUCGGACCCAGGUCACCUGCCCCAGCCUGUCCCUGCAGGGGUUAGGAGAUAGUUCCCUGCCUGCAGUCACCUCCCUGGAGGAGGCUAUGAAGAUUUUCCACUGUGAGUCUGAGGAUGAACCCAGGCAGCAGGCUGAGGCUGGGCUGAGUGUUCUGGUGCCACAGGGAGUGUUGUCCAGCCCCACACAAGAGGGUUCAGGCAGAGGUAAGUGUCCCUCCACCCUGGAUCACUCCCUGGACCAGGAAGACCUAGAGGCCUGUAUGGAGCGCCUGCUGGAGUCGCAGGGAUCAGAGGGGUCUGUGUGCAUAGCCGCAGCAGGGGAGUCUGGCAUGGAGUUCUUCUAUGAGGUAGACAGCCUGGGCAGCCUGUGUGACCUCCAGCUGUUUGGACAGUAUGUGUCCAGCAGCAACACAGAGGAGGGCAGUGCCAACAACAACAUGGAUAACUGAAAUAACCACAUCUUUUAGCGUUAUUUUCAUGUUCAUUCAUUAUUUUUUUAUUA
This is a messenger RNA of Salmo salar (Atlantic salmon), 1165 nucleotides long. RefSeq lists its product as uncharacterized. NCBI's taxonomy places the organism in Eukaryota, Metazoa, Chordata, Actinopteri, Salmoniformes, Salmonidae. The record is from RefSeq and is a predicted model, not a curated record.